Messenger RNA from Mesorhabditis spiculigera, 1983 nucleotides. Lineage: Eukaryota; Metazoa; Nematoda; Chromadorea; Rhabditida; Rhabditidae. The record is from the annotation of a GenBank genome assembly.
AUGGGUCGGUUGGACGAUGAUCAGUCACCAUGCUCUUCAAAGGGGGUUAGUAUGAACAAAGACAAAUGGAGCGAGCGCGAAGCCAAGCAAUUAAAGGAUAGUCUCUCCGCGAAAUUUGAACCGUCGAACAGUCGCCGUAGGCCGAGAACAUCAUCAAAUUCUAUGAUGCAGCCGCUGAAAAUCGAGAUUGAUGAAACGAAGGAUGGAUCAUAUUCCUCACCAAAGCGCUCAAAUCCAACGGAGAAGUUAAUCGACGCACUUUCGCCGAAUUUCGCGGCGCUAUCUGAAAAACGCCGCUGCGUGCAACCUGGAGAGUAUCGGCGGUUGCUGGAUGGGCGCAAAUCUCCGUCCCAGAAGCCAUCUACUAGCAUGGAUAGUCCUGGCGGCGCUUCUGACAGCAGCAUCCACUCUUGUUCUUCAGCAGACGAAACCAAUGAGGUCGGAUUUGAAGGGAGCUCGUUAAUCGAGGCGACUCGCGGUCAAAGCCCAUCGAAGAAUCCGGGGAGCUCCCGUCACAGAGACGCAGACGAAGAGACCCCAGUUCUGCGCACCAGUGGUCGGCCACGUCGAUCAUCCGAUGCCGUCCGGGCGGCAUCUGGAGGUUCCGGGAUGAGGCACAAGAGCACGAAUGAAUCGUCCACCCGACGGAAGGGUCGGAAUUCACGGCUCGCAAAGGAACUGCGCAAAGUGGGCGUCGGCUCUCGCACUACCCAAAAUAGUGCUUCAGCGGCUUUGUUCGGGACCCCGGUGAAGGAAAUCAAAACGGAACCCGCUGAACCGUCACCUUCUCCCCCGCCUACACAGAAGCGCGUCAGAACGCCGAGGCUGCCCCACUCGCCCCCGUUCCAGCCAAGGAAGAUUCUCCGAAAUACCAGUCAAAGUGCCUCGGAAAGCAGUGAUGGGCGAAGAGCCACUCCGAUUUCCAUGAAGCCGGACACAUCUAAGAAGGGAGCGAAACAGAAUGUUCAAAAACGAGAGCGAUCACCUCCCGAAGAAUUAAAUGAGAGCUUCUUGGUCGAGCCCGACUCCGAGCGCGUCUUCAUGGAGAUAACGCAGAAGAACCAAGAAGAACUGGACUCGGCGAUGACCUUAAUUCAAAAAGAGAUGAAACAACAUAAGACCUCUGAAAUACCGCUACUUCCGAAGGCAAUUAGAAUCGGCAAGUACGAGAUCAAGUCAUGGUAUAGCUCGCCGUUUCCAACUGAAUACGCGCAUGCGCCGGUCGUGUUCAUCUGCGAAUUCUGCUUGAAAUAUGUGCGUACGUACGAGCUGCUGUUGCAACACAUUGGCAAAUGCCCGCUCUACCAUCCGCCCGGCAAUGAAAUUUACCGCAGUAACGGCCAUUCGGUUUUCGAGGUUGAUGGUGCGUUGGCGAAAACAUACUGCCAGAACCUCUGUCUGCUCUCCAAAUUGUUCAUCGACCACAAGACGCUUUACUACGACGUCGAGCCGUUCCUUUUCUAUGUGUUGACGCAGAACGACGAAAAUGGGCACCAUUUUGUCGGAUACUUUUCAAAGGAGAAGAAUUCAGUGAACUGGAAUCUUUCCUGUAUCGCGACACUGCCCUGCUAUCAGAAAUCCGGAUAUGGCCGCUUUUUGAUUGCCUUCAGCUACCUCUUGACGCGACGCAUGGGGGCGACCGGCUCGCCGGAACGGCCACUUUCACGCAUGGGUCUGCUGGCCUAUGCGCCGUAUUGGCGGGAAGCCGUGUUGGAAUGGACGAAGAAGAAUCGGAAACGGGACAGCAAUGACAAAUUUACUGUCAACGCCAUCGCCUCCGCGACCGGCAUCCGCCCUAGCGACAUCAUUUUCAUCAUGGAUCACAUGGGGUGGCUGUCAAGCGAGAACCGGGAUUCUUCACCUUCAUCCCGCUCCAUCGAGGUCACGAUCAAUUGGCACGAAGUCGACGAGCACUGGGAGCAGAGUAAGAAGCCCAACGCUUUCUUGAAGCUUGACGAGCUGGCUUUACAGACGUUCUAUCGA